GUUCCUUUGCUUUGAUCCGAAUUCUGUCUGUAACAAAUCUUUAUUCGUCUCCCUUCCUCAUCUGCCUUUUGAUUUCGCGCCACCACACACACACACACUCUCUCUCUCUCUCUCUCUCUCUCUCUCUCUCUCUCUCUCUCUCUCUUUCUCUGUUAUCUUUUUCCUCUCUCAACUUUCUCACUGAAUUUUCUCCGAUCCGCCUGAGUUUUUCUUGGUAAGUGGUCCCUAAUUUCCACUUUUCCUCUUCCAUCUCUCUCUCUCUGCUUUGGUUGGAGUGAGAAAAGAAAAGGGAAAGUGUGAGCUUAUUUUGCUUUCUCUUUCUGAAUUUCACACUUUGAUGAUCGAUUGGUAGCAAAAGUUUCUGAUUCUUCCAGGGUUUUAGCUAGAUCUGAGAUUUCUUAACCUUCCUUUGAAUAAUUCUUUCCGUAGUGUUCUUAGUCUAAAGGUGGAUGAGGAUUCUAAGAUUUGGCAAUUAGUCCUCCUGAAAGCAAUAUAGAGCCUCUGGUUUGAGGUUGCAGUUAAUUAUACCAAUAUGGUGAGGCAACAAAGAGCCUCCAAGGUUCAUGAGGACAGAUAUCCCUCGUGUCAUUCCCGUGGAACCUCGGAGCAUAGAGGCAAGGAUGAGCUGGUGAAGCGGGAUAUGUUGGAUCCGCCAACAUAUCUCCGAAGAACUGGAGAUGUCCGUGGAAAGGCGCUGAGGUUUGGGGUUUUGGACUGGAAACAGUUUGAAAACUGGAAGGAUACUAAUGCAGAGGGAACCAAAGGAGCGUGUUGUAGUUAUGCUUCUUCAUACACUGGUUCAGAAGCCGCAAGUUCGUUGGAACUAGAUUUAUCAACCGGUGUUGUCAAAAGAUUGGAGCUAGAUUCGAAGCCCCAAGCAGAAACUUUGAACUCCUCACUUAGAUCACAAGAGUGUUUAGUAAUGAGAAUGGAAGAAAAGGGAAAACUAAAUCACCAACCUCUGAGUAGGAAGCAGAAAGAAGAACAUCAUGCAUCUCAGAAGAAGAAUCUGGUGGAGAAAGAAGAAGGUAAUGCCUCUGAGCUUAGCUCGUGUAUCUCUCCCCCAUGUCCGCUAAUUGUCAGCCGUCAGACAAAUCUAGGGUCAGAGACAAGUUCCAAGCUUUUAUCUGAGGCAUAUAGAACAGGUGAAUGUCAAGAUGGAAGACAUGAUGUCCAAGACGAAUGUUCAAGUCCGGUUAACGUGGUGGAAAGAAACCAGAAUCUCCCCACUGUGACAUCCAAAAAGGGAAGACAUGCUUCUCCUAACCGGCGGUUUAGCUUCAGUUUAAGUCAGAUGGGUAGAAGUUUCAGUUCCAAAGAAAGUUCAAGUUCAACGUCUGUUCCUGCAUUGUCGAGCGCAUCUCAUGCUUCAGCUAAAUCAGGUCCCUUGACAUUCAACGACUCAGUUUACACCAAUCACUCGACCAGAACAAAGCCGGGUGGUCACAGCAGAACUAGAUCAGGUCCUAUAUUGAAACCAAAGACCGAGAAGAAUGUCUCAUUACAAAUGGCUUCAAAGACUUCCAACCCAACAAGACAACCAACCGUGGAGAAGAAGCAGUGCAGCUCAAGAGCCCACGCUCUUCUGCAAUUUACUAUGAGAAAAGGUAUCAAUUUGUUUCAGUUCGUGGUCGACAACAACAGCAACAACGUUCUUGCUGCCACCAUGAAGAGUUCAGAUUCUUCUAUACGGUCUUACACAUUGUAUUCCGUCAACGAAGUCAAGAACAAGAGUGGAAACUGGUUAGGCCGCCACAGGAAUGAAGAGAAAAACCAUCCCUUUGCACAUACAAUCAUCGGUCAAAUGAAGACUGUCAAUUCUCUCACCUCAGAUUUAGCAACCUUCAAAUCAGAAUCUGUUUUGUUCGGUGUUGAGACCAAUGACGAGCUUGCAGCAAUUAUUCAGACGAGAAACAAGAUUCAGAGGCACAGCACAACUACCAUCAUACUCCCGAGUGGAGUUCACACACUGCUUAAAGACGGUAAUGCCCCUUCGCCGUUGAUUGAGCGGUGGAAAUCCGGUGGAGUCUGCGACUGCGGUGGCUGGGACAUCGGUUGCAAGCUCCGUGUCCUCUCUGAUGAUCACAUAAAGUCACAAUCUUUCUUGAGCUUUCAAUUGUUUGAUGAUCAGGAAAGAGACAAACCAGCAUUCAAAAUGGUGACACACGACAAUGAACUCCACUCAGUUGAGUUCGGGGCAUCGAUCUCUCCCUUGGAAGCGUUCUUCAUUUCGCUAGCGCUAAGCAGUCAUCAGAACUGGUGUGAGGAGGAGGAAGAAGCAGUUUUGAUCGGAGAUGGUCUGUUGAAGAGAGAAACAUCGACGAAAUACGCAUCAAACCCACCGGUUUCUCCAAUCGGUCGGGUCUAAAGGCGUUAAUUUUGGCAGAGACGUUUCAGUGAGUGUAAAGAGAAGAUCGAGCAAAGGGCUGAGCUGGCUGGGCUUAGACUGUGUUGGGUUGGGCUUUAAUAUAACUGUAAUUAAGAUCUUUUUUUAUUUUGCCAUCCUGUAAUUAUACGUAUGGUAUAAUUUUAGAAUUUGCUGAAUGUACAAAAUAGUGAAGUGCAUUUCUGAAAUAAUAUAGGGUUAGGAUUUUGCUGAAAA
Molecule: messenger RNA, 2602 nt
Organism: Eutrema salsugineum
Lineage: Eukaryota; Viridiplantae; Streptophyta; Magnoliopsida; Brassicales; Brassicaceae
Exons: 3
Coding region: 533-2368 (611 amino acids)
Source: RefSeq, a predicted model, not a curated record